Aspergillus affinis is the source of this 954-nucleotide messenger RNA. Its product is annotated as arabinan endo-1,5-alpha-L-arabinosidase. Lineage: Eukaryota; Fungi; Ascomycota; Eurotiomycetes; Eurotiales; Aspergillaceae. The coding region runs from base 1 to 954 and encodes 317 amino acids. Gene Ontology annotation, molecular function: arabinan endo-1,5-alpha-L-arabinosidase activity. The record is from RefSeq and is a predicted model, not a curated record. The transcript is spliced from 4 exons. Gene Ontology annotation, biological process: carbohydrate metabolic process.
AUGAUGAAGCUUGCUCUUCUCUCCCUCCUGGCUCUGGCCAAUGCCUACUCCAACCCCGGCGCCUGUUCCGGAGACUGCUGGACUCACGAUCCCGGUCUCUACCAGCGCGUCUCGGAUGGCAAAUACUUCCGUUUCGCAACCGGCGGUGGCGUCCACGUCGCCUCGGCCGACUCCAUCAAAGGUUCCUGGACCGACGACGGCUACGCAUUGCCCAAUGGCUCAUCCAUCGACAACCCGGGCGCCGACAACCUCUGGGCCCCCGACGUCCAUUACGAAAACAACACAUACUACAUGUACUACUCCGUCUCGACCCUCGGCUCCCAAACCUCCGUCAUCGGUGUCGCCAGCUCCCCCUCCAUGGAAGUCGGCAGCUGGACCGACCACGGCAGUACCGGACUCUCCUCGACCUCCGCGAAACCCUACAACGCCAUCGACGCCAACUGGGUCAAGAUCGGCGACACCAGUUACAUGAAUUGGGGCUCCUACUGGCACAACCUGUACCAGGCGCCGAUGACCAGUCCGCUGAAACUGGGCUCGCAGGACCCGGUCAACAUUGCGUACAACGCCACCGGAACGCACAAUAUCGAAGCGACGUUUAUCUUCCAGCACGGAAAUUAUUAUUACUUGACGUGGUCCGCGGGUAAGGCUGCUGGGUAUGAGACGAAUUUGCCGGCGCCGGGGAAUGAGUAUCGGGUUGUGGUGUGUCGGUCAGAGAGUGGGACUGGUGGUUUUGUCGACAAGAACGGCAAGUCCUGUCUUGAAAGUGGCGGAACCACCCUACUUGAAAGUCACGGCAAUGUCUACGGACCCGGUGGACAGGGGAUCGUCAACGACAAGGACCUCGGUCUUGUUCUCUACUAUCACUACGCCGACAAGACAAUCGGGCUGGCCAAGGAGAAGUACCAGUUCGGGUGGAACCAGCUGAAGUGGGCGGAUGGAUGGCCUAGCGUGUAA